Molecule: messenger RNA, 2984 nt
Organism: Diceros bicornis minor
Lineage: Eukaryota; Metazoa; Chordata; Mammalia; Perissodactyla; Rhinocerotidae
Gene: NPB
Product: neuropeptide B
Exons: 2
Coding region: 2299-2670 (123 amino acids)
Biological process (GO): feeding behavior; G protein-coupled receptor signaling pathway
Molecular function (GO): G protein-coupled receptor binding
Source: RefSeq, a predicted model, not a curated record
UGUCUGAGGGUCUCCCUCCCUAGGGAAGGACAGCCCUUGGGAGGCUCCUUUGGGCACCUCUGUUCCUCCACAGCUCCUGUGGGGUGGCGGCCCUUAGGCGGCCAUGGUCCCAGCCCUGGGUGUCUCAGGCAGCUUCUGGAUGGAGACAGCUGCAGGCUGUGUGUCCCCAUAAGCUGAAGAGAGUCACUUGGCACUGGCUCCUUCUAGUCCAUUCUCGAUGACUCCUCCCCUCAGGGUCACUGCCUGGUGCCCCCGUAACCCCUUCCGACUGCCUGGUGGGAGGCUGGUUGCUGAGCACUUUUACACUACUCUCCUGUUCUCAGUCCCCAGGGGAGAAUCCCAGGCAGUCCACUUGGAGGGGCAGGCCUCCUGGUCACCUGUGUGGCACCCUACUUCCUGUCUGGACAUUGUGUCCAGAGGAAAGGAGGCCCUGGGGACCCUCUCCCUCACCAAACCUGGACAUCACAUGCCCCUUGCCCAGAAACCCAGCUGCCAGGGCUCCAUGCUGGUAUUUCUAGGGAGGACACAUCCAAAGGAAGACAGGCUGUGACUAGGAUGUUUGGGGAGUGUGAGUGGGAGGAGGGGCGCCUGAGUGAGCCUAAUGGCUGAUGUCAUCUGCCAGGGGAGGGCUGGCAGCCCUGGGCCCUGGGCUAGCCUCCUGGGUGCUCCCAUCAGCCCUGCAAACAAAGUUAUGUGUGGCCCCUGGGUUCUGGCAGCUACUCUGUUCUUGGAGCCUCGUGUGUCUCUAAUGCGUCCAGACCUGGGGAGUCACAAGGAGUUCAGAGCCCAGCAGGGAAGACGACCCUCUCCAGGAGGCGGGCCAUGGCCACUGCAGAGGACCCCACUGGGCGGCCUGGCAGGCCUGUGGCUUCCUGGGGUUUCCUGAUCUCAGCCUGGCCUGCCCCCAGCCUGCCUCCCUUCCCUGGAGUUCUGCCUUCUCUGGGGAAUUCUCUCCUGUGACAGGAUGUGCCCAUGGGGACUGUGUGCCUGGGGCGCUAGACCCUGAACCAGCUUUCCAGGCCUUUCGCCCUCUCCCUUUGGGAUAGAUGCUCUGGCCCCAGGUCACACAGCCCCAGCCCAGCAGGCUGCUCCCACUUCCCUGCCACUCAGAUGACUCAGCACUUUUUCCUGGGUUCCAGGCCUAGUCCUCUCAGGGCCCGCUUGGGCCCCUCAAGCUGGACACGCAGCUGCCCGCCAGGCCCUGCACAUAACCAGAGUCCAGCUGUCUGCCUUCUCCCAGGAAGCUCAGGGCCCCUGCAAGGUCCUCUCAGGACCCCAUGACCUCCCCCAACCCCUCCUCCAGGAGGCAGAGGGUCGCACCACCAGCCCUUGCAAAUGCUCUCCCCUGGCCUGCCUCCCUCAUCUCCCUAUGAGCGUCGCCUCGCUGUCCCCAGUAAGCCAUCCUGCCCACCCUGCCACCAGCUCCAUUUUCCCACUCGGCUGUGGCUUGAGUCAGGGUCUGUGUCGAUUCAUCUUUUAGACCCUGGCACACAGUAGGUGUUCAAUAAAUGAGCUUCUGGACAGUGACUGUCGCCUGCCCUCUGUGGCCAGCCCCAGUGUUUGGGGGGUGACUGGAGAGAAGGCCUGAGGCUCCUAAGGCCACCUAUGCCAGGGCAGAGCUGGGUGGGAGGGGCCUCUGAUUCUGCUCAGCUGUCCCUUGGUCUGGUUUCCAGAGGUCAAGCCUGGCCUUGGUGACCGCUCCUCCUAGAGGACCCCACCAGUAGCAGCCAUGUGGGUAGAACCUUCCCCCCACCGUGGGUGUGAAAUAGACUAUGUCCCCCAGGCCUGCCCAGACUUGGAUGCCUCCUCAACAAGCCCUUGGCCCUGAGAUCAGUUCCCUUUUAGAUCGGGCAGUGUGGUUAAUGGCUCUCUCUCCAGCCUCACAAGCGCUGGGGACCUCUGGGGGAUGACUCUUAGGGCUGGCAUGCCCUCGCACUGGUUGGGGGUUCAGUGCAGCCCCCUUGCCCCUGCUCCCCCUGAGGCCGACCAUGGGCGGUGGGAGUGGCCGGGGAGGGUCUGGACGCCCCUCCCAGCAGGAGCAGGCAGGGCCAGAGCCCGGGACACCGGCGGGGGAUGGGGAGGAUGAGGGCGUCGGACGCCCGCCUAGCGGGGGACCCAUCUGCGCCUCUCUCUUGCCCGCCCGCCGAGGGGCGCCGACCCAGCGCGGCUUCUUCCUCCGGCAUGGGAGGCCCGUCGGGUCCCUUGCGCCCGCCCCGCCCCGUCCCCGCGCAGAUAUAAGGGGGCCGGCUGCUGCCGCUCCGAGCCCCGCCGCUGAGCCCCGCCACCGCCCGCGUCCCCAUGGCACGGCCCGCAACGCUGCUGGCCGCCGCCCUGGCGCUGUGCCUGCUGCUGGCGCCGACCGGCCUCGCGUGGUACAAGACGGCGGCCGGGCCCAGCCUCUACUCGGUGGGCCGCGCCGCGGGGCUGCUGUCCGGCCUCCGCAGGUUCCUGGACGCGCGGCGCGCCGAGUCCCCCGUGGGCGCGGGACCCCCGGUCCGGGCCGCCGCCUUCCCGGAGCUGCGCCCCAGACUGCGGAGCCGCAUCCUGUGCGUCAAGGACGUCACCCCGAACCUGCAGAGCUGCGAGAGGCUCCCCGACGGCCACGCCACUCUCCGGUGCCAGGCGGACGUCUUCCUGUCGCUCCGCGCCGCUGACUGUCGCAGCACCUGAGCCCCACCCGGACAGCCGGAACUGGCUGGUUCACGCGGGUAUCCCCGCGGCCCACGGCGGGUACCCCAAGGCCUCCUGGGCACGAGAUGGCGCCCAGCACUGCCCACCCUCUCCGCAGUAAAUGGCUAAAAGAAUAAGUGCAGCCGGCCUCUGAAUGCGGUGGGCAACUGGGGUGGGGCUUGCCGGAGGGGGAUGGGACCCAUAAGUCCCCAAACCUGCAGUCUGCCACCAGAGCACACUCCCUCGGCCCCCACCAGGUCCUGGGCACAGACAGCUCCCCGGUCCUUCAGGCCACCAGGCUCUCCUCAAACAUC